UGAUUGUCAGUGCGUAUUUACCAAUUUUUUUAUCGAUAAAGUUGAUUGUUUCCUUAAUAUACUGUCUAAAGAUCCUAAAUCAGUUUUAAUAUGUAUUAGAAAUAUAAUAGUUGUAUCGAAAACAAGUUAACAUCGAGGCAGUUAACUUUCCCGACUCGGUGCGCAGCAGCCAUGUGUGAAUAGUUAUUAUAACCGUUAGGAAUUUAGGAUGCUGCCGGGCAUCGGAGUCUUCGGGACUGGCUCAGUCGCCAAGGUGCUCGUGCCAUUUCUAAGAGAAAAAGGAUUCGUUGUCGAGGCAAUAUGGGGAGUCACGCUGCAAGAGGCGGAGGCUGUCGCCAAAGAACUCAAAAUACCGUUCUUCACUAACAAAAUCGAUGACGUCCUUUUAAAGAAGAAUGUGAACCUUGUGUUCAUUGUUUGUGCUCCAAAUUUACACGCUCAGAUUUCUGUGAAGGCCUUGGGCAUCGGCAAGCACGUCGUUUGCGACAAACCAGCUGGGCUUUGCCAAGCCGAGGCUCUUAAAAUGGUGCGCGCCGCCCAGUACUACCCCUCUCUGAUAUCAAUAAUAAACCAUUCACUGCGAUUCUUGCCUGCGUUCAGCCACAUGAGGAAAUCUAUCCAAGAGGGUUAUCUUGGAAGUCCAGAUGAACUAACUCUGAUGGAUGUAAGAGUACAAAUGGGCUCUUUAUUAGGGGACACAUACAACUGGUUGUGUGAUGAUACUAUGGGAGGCGGUACACUAACGCUAGUUGGCAGUCAUGUCAUAGACUUAGUUACAUAUUUAACUGGACAGAAAGUUGUUAAGGUACAUGGAGUAUUGAGAACAUUUGUUGAGGAGACUACCAAAGUCAAUGGCAUCAGAAAAAUAACAGCACCCGAUUUCUGCACAUUCCAACUACAAAUGGAUAAGGGUUUGUUGGUGACGGCCACUCUGAACAACCACUUGCCAGGGCCCUGCUUCAACCAAGAGAUAUACAUGUGUAGUAAGAAGGGUUAUUUAGUUGUCCGAGGUGGGGAUUUACAUGGUAGACUGCACAAACCUAAUACAAUUAAAAUAGAGGAGGAGAGCAAAAGAGGCCAUGAGAAAGAGGAGGUUAUUUAUGUUGAUGUGGAAGACCUGAGUUGCGCUUCUAGUGUCAUUCCCAAGCCUUAUAUAAAAGGCUUAUGUAAAAUGAUUAGUGCUUUAAAAGAAGCCUUCUUGCCUGUGAAAGAGCAAAUGGAUUGGAUAAAAGAACCCGUGAGAGCUGCUGCUACAUUUGAGGACGGGCAGAGGGUGCAGGCGGCAAUGGAAGCCCUCCGCCAGUCAUGUGAAGAUGGCUGUUGGACAUCAGUGCAGUUGUUGACGGAGCCCCCAGAUCCCAACCCGGCUCUGUCAGCUGCAGUUCGCCGAACUGCUAUUUCUUUACAAUAGAUUUGCAUUUAAAUCAAAUUUUGAUAUGCCAUUAUCAAGUACCUUAAUUACAUUGUAAGCAUAUUAUUUUGUUAAUUUGGGUUAAUGUGUAUUGUUCCAUGUAUUAUUUUGCCUGUCUGCCUAAUAAUUAUAGUAUUAUAUUGCCUGCUAAUUUAAAUGGGUAAAAGGCAAUGUUUGCCUAUGAAAUCUUACAGAAUUCAGUAUUUUGUUCAGUUUUUCCAAUGUAAUGCACAGUAUUAUAGUGGAAGAGUAUGUUAAAUUUCAUUCAUUCAUAGUCAUGAUACAGAAGUAAUUUACUAAUUACAAGCUUAAGUAUUAUUAACAUCAUAAGUUUUAUACAGUUAGGUUACAAUCAACUAAAAAAAAACUUGUCUGAUAUUGUCAGUCUGUUCUCAUGCAUAACUGCAAGCUUUUUCUUUAAAUAAUAUCUUUAUUCAAUUUAUAUAAUAAAUAAUCGAUUUAAAGAUAAGCUAGAGUCUGUUCAGAAACAAGACGGAUUCUAUGAUUAUAGAAUGUGUUGGUUCCCAUACUUUCCACGACUCUUCGACAUGAGUCCAUGUCUGUCCUUAUUUAUUUAUUUUAAACUUUCUUACACAUCAUAAAAAGCACAGAUGGCGGACUUAAUGUCUCAUGACAUUCUCUACCAGUCAAAUCCUUAGAUCUGGGCGAACCAAUAAAAAUUACCUGUAUUUUUGUAAGUGUGGACUGUAUUCUCAUUAUUUAGCAUGCUAAUAAUUGCCUUGUUAAAAUUUAACAUAAUAUGAGCUAUUUUGAACAGAUGUAUUCACUGUGAUAGAUAAAAAUAUUAAAAUUGUGACUAAUUU
Cydia fagiglandana is the source of this 2235-nucleotide messenger RNA. Its product is annotated as glucose-fructose oxidoreductase domain-containing protein 1. Gene Ontology annotation, molecular function: nucleotide binding. The record is from RefSeq and is a predicted model, not a curated record. Lineage: Eukaryota; Metazoa; Arthropoda; Insecta; Lepidoptera; Tortricidae. The coding region runs from base 209 to 1411 and encodes 400 amino acids. The transcript has a single exon.